Messenger RNA from Polyodon spathula (Mississippi paddlefish), 524 nucleotides. Its product is annotated as interleukin-17C-like. Gene Ontology annotation, molecular function: cytokine activity. The coding region runs from base 3 to 524 and encodes 173 amino acids. NCBI's taxonomy places the organism in Eukaryota, Metazoa, Chordata, Actinopteri, Acipenseriformes, Polyodontidae. Gene Ontology annotation, cellular component: extracellular region. The record is from RefSeq and is a predicted model, not a curated record. The transcript has 2 exons. Gene Ontology annotation, biological process: inflammatory response.
UGAUGUCGCUGGUGGCCCCAUGUUGCUGGAGACACGGCGAAAGCAAGAGAAGCCACGAGCUGUGCAUGCAUGCGAGCGAGAUUGAGGAUGAGAAGAUGCAGAUCAUAGUUGUGGGGAGGAAGGUAAAGUGGAACCAGCACCACUCUGUAAACAUGGCCGAACAAAUGCAGGCAGACACGAGGAAGAAGAGGCAGCUGAGCUCCUGUGAAGAUCUGCAGCUGAUGUCCAACAAGCUGAGCAACGAUGAAGAGCGCUCCAUCUCACCUUGGACAUACACGUUCAAUGUUGAUGAAGACAGAUACCCCAAAGUGCUGGCUUUUGCUGAAUGUCUUUGCAUCGGUUGUAUUAGUGCGGUCACAGGGAAGGAAAUGACCAGCCUUAACUCACUGCUGCUGACACAGAGAAUCAUGGUCCUGCGUCGGAGACCCUGCUCCAGCAACCCCGACCUCUCGGCAUUUUAUGUGGACUACAUCAACGUGCCUGUAGGCUGCACAUGUGUUCGACCCCGCACAUACCACUUCUGA